AUGGAAAAUAAUAUAUUCAUAAACUCUAUAAGGGUAGUUGAUGAAAAGAAAAGUGAUUAUUCUGAAAGAGACAGUGUUGUCGAUUUUUACGGGGAGGUUAUAGUACAAGCUUCUAACGAAGAAAAAGUUGUAAUUAUAGAGUAUACUACAGAUUCUUGGACUAGAAUUAAUAACACAACUGCAAUACGAUUACAUACUCUUUCCAGCAAGCAAGAUAUAUAUAAUUUUGAAAUUUCAGUUUUUAAGAAAUCUAACGUACCUAUAUUUCUGGAAUUUCGUGCUCGAUAUGAAUUUGCUGCCCAUAUCUUUUGGACUGAUGAUUAUGAAUUUUUAUAUGAUGAGGGCACUCCUACGGAAAAAUUCUUUUCCAAUAAUACUAUAAUUGAAGAUUUUACAUCUCAGCAUAAUUUAGCAGAAGAAGGGCUUAGACAAUUGGAAGAAGAGCGCGGGUAUCUGGUAGAAGAAUCUAGACAAAGGCAACAAGAGGAAGAAUAUGAACAAAGACAACAAGAAGAAGAACGUAGACAGAGGCAAGAGGCAGCAGAACGCAGAAAGUUAGAGGAAGAACAUAGACGUAGACAACAAGAAGAAUUAGAAGAAUUACGCAGAAAGCUUGAGGAAGAAAAUUUACGCAAACAACAAGAGGAAGAACGCAGAAGACUAGAAGAAGAUCAUUUACGUAGGCAACAAGAGGAUGAACGUAAACGCAGACUACAAGAGGAAGAACGCAGAAAGUUAGAGGAUGAACGUAAUCGUAAACGACAAGAAGAAGAACGUAAAAGGCUAGAGGAAGAACGUAGAUUGCUAGAUGAAGAGCGCAGAAAAUUGGAGGAAGAACGUAAAAGGCAAAAAGACGAACGCAAAAGGCAAGAAGACGAACGCAAAAGGCAAGAAGACGAACGCAAAAGGUUAGAAGAACAACGCAAAAGGCUAGAGGAAGAACGCAAAAAGUUAGAGGAAGAACGCAGAUUGCUUGAAGAAGAGCGUAGAUUAUUGGAAGAAAGACGCAAUCAACAGGAGAAUACAAAUAGAAACUUUUCUCAAGAGAAUUCAAUAAACCAAACAAAUAUGUCGCAAAUUCUUACCUUUAAUUGGUGCUUAAAUCCAAAUUUUGGAUCAGGACAGGUCCACCUUCAAGGAGGUAAAUGA
Dentiscutata erythropus is the source of this 1149-nucleotide messenger RNA. NCBI's taxonomy places the organism in Eukaryota, Fungi, Glomeromycota, Glomeromycetes, Diversisporales, Gigasporaceae. The record is from the annotation of a GenBank genome assembly.